Pygocentrus nattereri (red-bellied piranha) is the source of this 1577-nucleotide messenger RNA. It is a transcript of the gene mcl1b, whose product is annotated as MCL1 apoptosis regulator, BCL2 family member b. Gene Ontology annotation, molecular function: channel activity; protein heterodimerization activity; protein homodimerization activity. The record is from RefSeq and is a predicted model, not a curated record. The transcript is spliced from 3 exons. Gene Ontology annotation, cellular component: mitochondrial outer membrane. Bases 170 to 886 code for a protein of 238 amino acids. Gene Ontology annotation, biological process: release of cytochrome c from mitochondria; intrinsic apoptotic signaling pathway in response to DNA damage; positive regulation of apoptotic process. NCBI's taxonomy places the organism in Eukaryota, Metazoa, Chordata, Actinopteri, Characiformes, Serrasalmidae.
GACACUUCCGCUUUGGUUUUUCUGAAAGACUAGGUUACGCUGGGUUCUUUAGUAGGAAAAUAACAAAACCGUGGUAAGUUUAGAAAUGUAGCUGUCUAACCACAGCGGAUUUGUUAACGCGUCGUCGGUUCGAUUGGUAAGGUUAGCAUAAAGCAGAAUUUUCGUCAAGAUGAUGAUGAGUCCCAAGGAGAUGUAUUUUGAUAAGAAGACUGUUUUUCCUUCUUUGCUGGCGAAGCGACCUUUUACUCUGGGUAUAUCCUCUCAAACCCGGGCGCCCAGGAUCGCAGCUGUUACAGACGGUUCUCUACCAACGUCCCCCGCGUCGGAUUGUGAGGAGUUGGACUCAGACCAAUUCAAGGAAUCUGAAACUUUGGACAGAGACACUUCAGAAAUAGUCAUUGACUUUUUGCAAAACUUCACCGGGCUGUCUCGGUCCUGUGGUCGGCACCGUGGGGUUGUACAGACAAUAAGGAGGGUGGUGGACGGCCUGGUGGUGAAGCAUGAGCUCGUCUACAAAGGUAUGUUUACUAGGCUGGGUAUGGAAGACAGAGGAGAUGACAUGCAUAUAAUUAGGACAGUGGCUAAGGAGCUCUUCAGCGAUGGCAUCACCAACUGGGGUCGAAUCGCCAGCCUGCUGGCCUUUGGUGCAGUGGUGUGCCAGCACCAGAACCAAAUGGGCCGAGGUCACUGCGUGAGUCUUGUGGGCCAAGAGAUUUCCUCAUAUCUUCUUUCAGACCAAAAAGACUGGCUACUGAAAAAUAAAGCAUGGGAUGGCUUUGUGGAGUUUUUUCAUGUCCCGGAUCCCGAGUCAAAAAUGAGGAAUGCAUUAAUGGCCUUGGUUACUGCAGCAGGUGUUGGAGCAGGACUUGUUUUAUUGUCAAGAUAAGUUCAGUGGACCUUGUGAAAGAACUGUGGACCUUUUUCUUUCUUUUUUUUUUUUUUUGGUCUUCCUUAAUCAGAGAAGGAUGAGAAGACUGGGGCUAUCAAGAGGACACUUCCAAAAGCAAAAAUAUUUUUCGUUACAUAAGUGGCUUAGGCUCUUGUCAUACGUUUUAUGAGAAUACAGAAUUUAUUUUUAUAUUAAAGUCUUUAUUAGAAACACUCCUUAAUCACAAAGCCCACUUGCUGUAUCUCAUUCUGACUUUAAUGUGGAAUAUUUGCAUUGCUCUAAUAUGCAAUAUUUGCAAACUCUAAUAUGUACAAAUCACCAUCUUUGUUGGAAAACUUGUUUGUAUAUAAGCUGAUGACUAGCUUGCAUUUCAGAUGAAGCUCAAGAUGUGUACCACCUAAUUUCUGUCCCUCCAGUCUACCAAAAGGAGCUGAGAAAUAAGUACAAGGAGAUUACGUGUAUCUUAAAUUAUUUCUGUUCAUUUAACUCAUUUAACAUUUAAAAGUAGAUAAAUAAUAUAACUGUUUUAGAAUUUUCACUUUGGUGCUCUUAUUUCUUUCUAAUUGAGUUUGUGAUCGUAUGUAAUAUUCUCCAAAUUGACAUGUUUUCACCCAUAUAAAAUAAUGGAUAUGUAGAAAUUAUGGACAAUCCAAUAAACAUAUCAGUCCCUAAAAUGACACAUACUAUA